GGCAGGCAGUGGUCAUACACGAGGCAGGCAAAACCAAGACCCGACAGGGAGCAGGCGAAACCAUGGUCAAAAGCAGGCAACGGUCAAACUCACAGAACUGGAAUAUCAGAGGCUGGACAAGAGACAAGCCGGUGGACACAAACCGGCUCAUGCACGGGACUGGACAUACAGUACCGCUGGAAGGCAAGGUGCUUUGGCAAGACAUGGUGCUGAAAUACUAGCUACAGAAGCUGUGAAUUUAAGUUGAAUCACACAUUGACAAGUACCGCUUCCUUGAUUCUCAUCACCCUGUGAGGUAAAAGAAGAGAACAACAGGAACAAGUGCGACUGUCUCACCGACUCAAAGUGACUGAAGAGGUUUUCACAGCAGAGACAGCGCCGUGUUACAGCAUCGUGAACGUGACAAUGAUUUUGAUCCUGGUUAUCACUGCACUGGCAACAGCAAAAGGGGAUGUAAAAUGCAAUUUCACUGAAACAUCAGGAGGUCAAGAGUGUUUUGGUGCCACAGGACAGCGUUUGAUUUUUCAUCUGUGGAAAAAGCCAAAUUCAGAGAUGAGGUUGAUAAAAGAUGACAAACAUCGCAUUUUGAUAAGCAAGAACAUGAUGGUGGCUGUGGAUAAGGAAUAUGUGGAACCGUACAGUCACAAUGAGUCUGAAUCUGAAUUCCUAAGGAGUGGAGAUUUAAUCCUGGGCACGGCUGCGAUGAAACAUUCAGGAAGUUACGUUAUGGAGGAAUUUAACUCUGUUGGUAAAUUACUCAAAAAACUCACUUUUCAUCUACUAAUACAAGCUCCAGUAUCACAACCAGUUGUGUCCCAGUUGUGUUUGUCACCAGGACAGAUGAAGGUCAGCUGCUCCUCUGAGGGAGAAGCAGCAGAGCUCACCUUGACUCUAGACGAACGCAUGCUGAGUCCAACCAACUGUACGGGAGGAAAUCUGCCGCUGGCUGAAAGUGGAGCCGAACGACACAAACCCAACGUUUCACACGUUACUGUGUGUUUAAGUGCUCGGCUGACAGGAAGUCUUGUGUGUACGGCGUGGAACAUGGUCAGCAGACAGGAAACGCUUGUUCAUCUGAAGGACUGUGGAGAUUUCAUUUCUUCAUUCCCUGCUGUGACUGUGGCUGUGAUAGCGGGUGUUGCUCUCCUUCUCCUAGUGGCUCUUUUUCUUGGUAUAAAAAAAUGUAUUCACAAACCAAGACCCACAACCGUUAAUGAAUGCAAUGAUGAAACUGAAAUUGUCUACACUGAAGUUACAGUGAUAAGAAAUGUGAAGCACAAUACAGAACUAGACCAGCGUUCAACAUACUGUAAAGGUUUUCUUUAAAAGGCACCAACGUCUCUUUAAACCGUAAACAAACACUGACCUUCCUUUCUUCAGAUAAACACAUGAUCAGGGAUCAGAAAAUCGCUAUUGUUUUUAUUUGUUUUGUGUUGUAAUUGUGUUGUGUUUGUUUGUGUUGUAAUCUUCUGUAAACUAGCUCCUAGUCUGUCAGCAAUUCAUCCGUGACUAGUUCACUUCUUUGGUGACAUCUAUUGGACACCCACUGCAACAACAAUGUAGUGAUUGUUUAAGAUCACAAGAUGGAGCCGAAGUUUGGUUGUUCUAUAUAAAACACAUUGUGAUGCUCAAAACACUUGUGAUCUAUAUUACAAUGAUUUUGCUUUAAGUCUAAUAUUACUGAUAUGAACUUGAUAUGAAUUGUACAUUGUUUGAUUUUUCUUUUCUUUAGUAAAUGAACGUGCGUCUCGUCUUGGGGGAGGCCAUGCCUGGUACUUAAUAAAAGGCCAGAGAACUGUUCAUGGCUUCUGACGACAGGGCAAAGGAUGAUGUCAUGGGAGGUGUUGACUGAUUUUGUGUUGCUUUGCCUGGUAGUAGGUGUUUGUGUGUUAUAAGACCAGGGGUAGAAGUCGUGUUGGCUGCAGACAGAUGUGGAACAGCUGCUCAUUGUACUUUCCUUUACAGGCCACACUCCUCUGUCGAGUUCCCUUGUCUUUAUUUUUUGUUUGUUUUUUGAUUUAGAGAUUAUGUAGAUUUGAAAACAGAUUUCAACUGCUCUAUAUGUGCAAAUUAAAUAUUGAAUUUAAAAUUAAACCUAAGUUUUGUUUCAAUUAUAAAACAGGACAAUCUAACUGGACAGUCAGAGCAGAUUUAACUGUUAGUUUCAAACACUGUCAGUUUUUUAAGUGUCCACCUCCUCUUUUGCAUGUAAAUGUUGGAGAUGCAAUGGCUCUAAGUACCAUCUGCCAAAGUUAAAAUUGUGAAAGUGAAAGAUUCAAAUGUAGACCUGUGUGACAUGUACCUUUUAUAGACUACUGCAAUGUUGUGGGCAACACAAUAACCACUUCCUUGGUUCUUGUCAGAAACUAAUGAGAAAAAACAGCCUGCUGGCAGUAGAAUAGUUAGAGAUUGUAACGCAACAGUAAUUGAAAGUGUGGCAAACAAUGACUUCCAUCAGUGUGAUGAUGAUGAUUUUUCUGGCAAUGACAGCUCUGGCAAAAGGGGCUGUGAAAUGCAAAAUUGAAGUGAAUGAAACUACUCAGCACUGCAUUGCAGAACUUGAUGAGCCACUGACUUUUCAAAUACUCACUCAGAAGAAAACAACACAUUUGAAAAAGAAUAACAUUACCAUUUUAAGGAUAAACAAUGACAAGGUAGGGGGUAUAAAUGAGGACUAUAGAAGUCGCAUUACACAAUUAACAAAUACAACUAUUACACUUGACGUGAUGAGAACGACAGAUUUUGGAAAUUACCUGCUGGAAACGUUUAACCAUGAAGGUCAAUUAACACACACAACCAACUUUCAUCUAGAAGUACAAGCUCCAGUCUCAAAACCAAACGUGUCACAGACGUGUUUGUCACCAGAACAGUCUGUCGUCUGCUGCUCCACUGAAGGAGACGGAGUAGAGUUCAUCUGGAGUUUGGACAACAACAUAUUGAUACAGACCAGAGCUGAGA
This is a messenger RNA of Betta splendens (Siamese fighting fish), 2958 nucleotides long. RefSeq lists its product as uncharacterized. NCBI's taxonomy places the organism in Eukaryota, Metazoa, Chordata, Actinopteri, Anabantiformes, Osphronemidae. The coding region runs from base 406 to 1326 and encodes 306 amino acids. The record is from RefSeq and is a predicted model, not a curated record. The transcript is spliced from 10 exons.